Molecule: messenger RNA, 1823 nt
Organism: Phymastichus coffea
Lineage: Eukaryota; Metazoa; Arthropoda; Insecta; Hymenoptera; Eulophidae
Gene: Fitm
Product: acyl-coenzyme A diphosphatase FITM2
Exons: 1
Coding region: 240-1313 (357 amino acids)
Biological process (GO): phospholipid biosynthetic process; lipid storage; lipid droplet organization
Cellular component (GO): endoplasmic reticulum membrane
Source: RefSeq, a predicted model, not a curated record
UUGUUUGAAGUUUACUACAAAAAUGAACCGCCUAUAAGCCUGUGAAUAUUUAAUUAGUUUGAUGAUGUAACACGUAAAGUGCUACAGUGAAUAAUGAUUUAAUUUAUUACAAAGUCGUGUAUAAUCAUCAGAUAUUUGAACUACUAAAAUCUAUCCGACGGAUUAUUUGCAAGUUAAAAGCGUCAUAAGCGAGGUUAAAUUUGUUGGGUUUCAAAUAGGUUGUUUUAAUUAGAUUAAAAAUGUCAAAAAGAAAGCCAAUUAAUGUGGUAGCGGGUAGUUCUCCGAAAAAUACCUCAGUUGGUUCGAGUUAUUAUAAAAAUGCCAAUCUCAAUUUUCGGCCAAGCUCGAUGCAGGAGAAUCGAGGUGGAACACGACCCGUGGCUGAACCAAGUUCUAUUAGUUCAGUUAUAGUGUCAAUGAUUCUCCACAUUUGCAGAAAAUCUUUGCUUUACGACCCAAGAUUAAAGGCUGUAAUUUAUUUUGGUGCAGUAUUUUUUGGCUCCAUUGUGUGUGAUGUUAUGCCAAUACCUAAGACGUACUUUGCUAGAUCAAGCAAUAUUUUCAACCAGUUUUUCAUUAAGUGGGCUUGGGGCUGGUUACUUGCUACAGCUGGACCAUGGAUUCUUCUCACUGCUUACACUAUUGGUUGUGGCAAAAAAGAAAUCAUAUUAAAGCACUUAGCACGCUUAGGACUUGCAACACUUUUCUGGAUGUCAUGGAUAUCAUUUAUGAACUACAUUGAAAGCAAUUAUGGACGUUGUGUAAAUGUUAGAGAACGUUCUCUGCAAAAUAAAGUUAAAUGUCUUGCAGCUGGACACUUUUGGAAUGGUCUUGACGUUUCUGGACAUGCCUUUAUUAUUAUAUAUUCUAGUUUAAUUUUAUCAGAAGAGGGAUAUUCAUUGGUUGGAUGGGAAGCUAUUAAGAAUAAUAUUAUGAACGAAGAGUACAAUAGAAAGACGUCAACACAAGUUACCAAAGGGUAUUUGAAUAAAAUUUCUGACGAAGAUUUAGAUUUCUUGAAGAAAACAUACAAAGAUCUAACACCCUACCUAAGGGGUUUAUUUAUCAUCAUGACCAUUCAACAGAUAAUCUGGGAUGUAAUGCUGGUUGCAACAAUUUUAUAUUACCAUACUAUGAUUGAGAAGUUUUUUGGAGCAGCUGCUGCUAUACUAACAUGGUAUGCUACUUAUUAUUGGUUAUACAGGUUUCCAAAUUUAGGAUUUUGUAUGCCAUCUGAAGGAAUUUUCAAGUAUAACGAAUUAAGAGAAAAUACAAAGGAAAAUGGAGUAAGAUCGAGUUAUCGAAGAUAUUAAGUUGAACCACCUUAGUUAGAUUAUAAACAUUUAAUAAUGAAGUUCAAUUUGAAGGUAGCUUAAAUUUUCAUUGUCAUUUCUAUCGACAAUAUGAAUAUCAUCUGGCCAUUUUUAAGGGCUAAAACAAUGUCUCGUUAAAUGGUGUUUGGUUUGGCUAGUUUUAUAUACAAUCACGCUUAUAUUAAGAUUAAACAAAUUCAAUAGAACAGUGUAUUUUGAAAAUUGUAUUAUUUAGUUAUUGUUUCCUUUACUUCUUCAUUAAAAUUUUCAGAAAAUUAAUGGGAUUACCAGUGUAACCAUAUUUAUAUAACUAUAUCUAAAACAUUCUUAUGUUAAUUUUUUUAAUUUUUAAUAUUAUUAUUGUACAAAUGUUAUGAGUUGUUGUGUUGAACUUCUCUGUGAUUAGGAGAAAAAAAAAUUUGUUAAUUUGUAACAUGCUGCAAAUUGUCUGUGUAUUAAGCAUGUCAUCCUAAACUAUCAAUGCAUUAUAAUGAAGUCACAAAAUAUAUU